Molecule: messenger RNA, 531 nt
Organism: Ylistrum balloti
Lineage: Eukaryota; Metazoa; Mollusca; Bivalvia; Pectinida; Pectinidae
Product: calmodulin-A-like
Exons: 4
Coding region: 1-531 (176 amino acids)
Molecular function (GO): calcium ion binding; enzyme regulator activity
Source: RefSeq, a predicted model, not a curated record
AUGGCUUCCAAUCUCAAACGAAGGCGUCAUUCUAGAAUCAAGAGAGAAAUGAAAAAUAAGAAUUCAAAACAGGGUCAUUCGGAAUUGAUUCCGGACAUUGAGAAAGAAAUAGAAGACACAUUUGAACUUAUAGAUGAAGACGGAGAUGGACGAAUAUCAAAACAAGAAAUGGUGAAGGCAGCGUCUCUUUUGGGAUUUAAUCCCACGUCAGAGGACGCGGACGCAAUGAUCAAAAUGGCCGACGCAGACGGUGAUGGUUUCAUAAACUGUAAAGAAUACUGUGCUAUGAUGUCACAGAAUUAUACCACAAAAGAUCAGGAGAAACAGGCUCUACAGAAGGCCUUUCAGACUUUAGACAAAGAUGGCGACGGCUUUCUGUCAACAGAUGAGCUCCGCACAGCCCUACAAUUCAACUCCGAUAUCACUGACGACGAAAUCGAUAUAUUUUUCAUGGAUGCCGACAAAAAUGGUGAUGGUCUGAUCGAUUACACAGAAUUCAUCGAAUCUACAUUGUGUGUGUCUUUAUUCUGA